Molecule: messenger RNA, 576 nt
Organism: Naegleria fowleri
Lineage: Eukaryota; Heterolobosea; Eutetramitea; Acrasida; Naegleriidae
Exons: 1
Coding region: 1-576 (191 amino acids)
Source: RefSeq, a predicted model, not a curated record
AUGCCAGUCUAUAACACCACUCAACCUAAACAGGUUCCAUUGUAUAUGAUGGCUUUUUCCCAAUUUCCUAAUGAUGAACCGGAGGAUGCUGAAUACGGGUUUGUAAGUCGUCAUGAGGAAGACUCAGAUGAAUACUUUGAAGAGAGGGAAAAGUACAUUACAAAUCGAAUUUCCUUCUUGAUUUACAAGCUUGAUGAAUUACAAUCAUUCAGAGACCAGCUGAUGGAUAAGAUGAAGCUAUUAAUUGCUGAACAACAAGAGGCUUCCAAGUCACAGGAACAGCAAGGUCUCAACUAUGAACAAGUGUUACAUUUACUUUUAGAACGACUCGAUGAAGUACAAUUGAAGAUAGCAAAGUGUAUUCGUGAUUAUAGUGAUGCAGUACAUCUGGAUGAUGAAGAUGGUUCUUUAAGUGUUCAUUUGAACAUGCCAACGAUCACAAGUAUCGAAACAAAAUUAACCUCACAUUACUUCUCCAAACUGGAUGAAUUUACAAGAAUGUUGGAUGGCGGAGCAGAAACAAUGAGUCGCUAUCAAGAAAUGAAAAAAAAAAGCGGCUCAAUCUUCAUUACCUAA